UCGAGAUUCCGUAUCAACGUCUCUUGUCACAGCAAUUGGCAACACAGCAAAGAGCCCUCAAUCAUGGCAAUGAGAGUUUCGAAUGGCCGAGCGCUGGCUUCAGCUGUGCGAUCGAGUAGGACUGCCUUGACCCCGCGCAACAACACUAUAAUUCGAGGAUUCUCGUCGACCCAGAAUGUCCAGGUCGUUGUCUCUUCAGACCAGCCAAACAUGCGACACGCCACAAGGCAGCCUGAUGCCCCCGGAGGACUUCAUAUGCCUAUAGUCAAUCCGGCGGACAAGUACGCGGCAAAGGCUGCCGAUAUGCACCAGUAUGGAUCGUGGCUUAUGGGGUGCUUGCCAAAAUACAUUCAGCAAUUUUCAGUCUGGAAGGACGAGCUAGUAAUCUACAUCUCUCCAUCCGGUGUCAUCCCAGUUUUCACUUUCUUGAAGUACAAUACUGCAGCGGAAUUUACACAAGUUUCAGACAUUACGGCCGUCGACUUUCCCACUCGAGACCAGCGAUUUGAAGUCGUUUACAAUUUGCUGAGCGUCCGUCACAAUUCAAGAAUUCGAGUAAAGACGUAUGCGGACGAGGCUUCUCCUGUUCCCAGUAUUACGAGUCUUUAUGAUGGAGCAAACUGGUAUGAGCGAGAGGUGUAUGAUCUUUUUGGGGUUUUCUUCAUUGGCCAUCCAGAUUUGCGACGUAUCAUGACGGACUACGGCUUUGAUGGGCAUCCGUUACGGAAAGACUUUCCUCUGACAGGAUAUACCGAGAUUCGGUAUGACGAAGAAAAGAAGAGAAUUGUGGUAGAACCUCUGGAGUUGACGCAGGCCUUCCGAAACUUCGAGGGUGGCACAGCAGCUUGGGAGCAAGUUGGACCCGGCGUUGAUAGAAAGCCAGAUUCGUUCAAAUUGCCAACACCAAAGCCGGAAGAGAAAAAGGAGGAACCAAAGAAAUAGAUUCGAUGGUUCCAUUGUACAUAAGUUCUGUUGCUAUACAAAGUUAGUCGAUGUCACAGAAGUAGGGAAAUAUUCUGCAGAUUGAUACUCCACCUUACUUGGAACUAUACCACCGACCUGUGUGCAGCAACCGAGCAGGCAUUCCUCAAAG
This is a messenger RNA of Hyaloscypha bicolor E, 1093 nucleotides long. Its product is annotated as NADH-ubiquinone oxidoreductase-like protein 30.4 kDa subunit. The record is from RefSeq and is a predicted model, not a curated record. Gene Ontology annotation, molecular function: NADH dehydrogenase (ubiquinone) activity. The transcript is spliced from 3 exons. Lineage: Eukaryota; Fungi; Ascomycota; Leotiomycetes; Helotiales; Hyaloscyphaceae. The coding region runs from base 64 to 942 and encodes 292 amino acids.